This is a messenger RNA of Heteronotia binoei (common prickly gecko), 3263 nucleotides long. RefSeq names its product cytochrome P450 1B1. Gene Ontology annotation, biological process: progesterone metabolic process; hormone biosynthetic process. Gene Ontology annotation, molecular function: steroid 17-alpha-monooxygenase activity; iron ion binding; heme binding. Lineage: Eukaryota; Metazoa; Chordata; Lepidosauria; Squamata; Gekkonidae. Bases 10 to 1593 code for a protein of 527 amino acids. The record is from RefSeq and is a predicted model, not a curated record. The transcript has 3 exons.
GGAGGCAUCAUGAGCCAGAGAGUUCUGGGAGAAGCUUUGGUUACCAGCAUGCUCCCCAGGGGGCUGGAGGAAGCGCUCCCCGCCGUGCAAGGCGUGCUGCUUGUGCUGCUCUCGCUGCUGGCCGCUCUCCACGUGGCCAAGCUUGUGGUGCAGGAGCAGCUGCGCCGCAGGAGACUGGAGCCUCCGGGGCCUUUCCCGUGGCCGCUGCUGGGCAACGCCGCUCAGCUGGGCAGCGCCCCGCAUUUGGCCUUCGGGCGCCUGGCUGCCACCUACGGCGACGUCUUCCGGCUGCGUCUGGGCCGCUGGCCCGUGGUGGUCUUGAGCGGCGAGCGCGCCAUCCGCCAGGCCCUCAUCCGCCAGGGCGCCGCUUUCGCCGGCCGGCCGCGCUUCCCCUCCUUCCAGCUGGUGUCCGGCGGGCGCAGCUUGGCCUUCGGCGGCUACUGCGACCUCUGGAAGCUGCAGCGGCGCUUGGCGCACUCGACGGUGCGGGCCUUCUCAGCGCGCCGCCUGGUGGAGCGGCCCCUGCUGGCCGAGGCGCGCGCCGUGGUGCGGCUCCUGGUGCGCGCCUCGGCUGACGGCGCCUUUGUGGACCCGUCGAGGAGCCUGGUGGUGGCCGUGGCCAACGUCAUGAGCGCCCUCUGCUUCGGCCGCCGCUACAGCCACGCCGACGCCGAGUUCUGCCGCCUGGUGGGCAGGAACGAGCAGUUCGGGCGCGCCGUGGGAGCGGGCAGCCUGGUCGACGCGCUGCCCUGGCUGCAGCGCUUCCCCAACCCGGUGCGCUCUGCUUAUAGCGCUUUCCGCGCCCUCAAUCACGAGUUCUACAGCUUCGUGCGCCACAAGUUCGUGGAGCACCAGAGCAGCCUCCGACCGGGCGAUGCCCUUCGCGACCUCAUGGACGCCUUCAUCCGCCUUCAGCAGGAGCAGCCUCGUCUGCAGGUGGAGCACGUGCCGGCCACCGUCACAGACAUCUUCGGCGCCAGCCAGGACACGCUCUCCACCGCCCUGCAGUGGCUCCUCAUCUUCCUUAGCAGGUAUCCUGAGGUGCAGUCUAAACUGCAAGAAGAAAUAGACAGAGUGGUUGGCAGGGGCCGCUUGCCAUGUGCUGAGGACCAGCCUCAUUUGCCUUACGUCAUGGCAUUCCUUUACGAAUCCAUGCGUUUCAGCAGCUUUGUGCCAGUUACCAUUCCACACUCCACCACAGUAGACACCACCUUGAUGGGCUACCACAUCCCCAAAAACACAGUGGUCUUUGUCAAUCAGUGGUCAGUGAAUCAUGACCCAGUGAAAUGGCCUGCUCCAGAAGAUUUCAAUCCAGCAAGGUUCCUGGAUGAGAAUGGAUCCCUUAACAAAGACCUCACUAGCAGUGUGAUGAUUUUUUCUGUGGGCAAACGUAGGUGCAUCGGAGAAGAGUUAUCCAAAGUGCAGCUCUUUCUUUUCAUUGCCAUAUUGGUGCACCAGUGCCAUUUCACUGCCAAUCCAAAGGAAGACUCUCCAAUGGAUUUCACCUAUGGCUUGACUAUUAAACCUAAGCCAUUUACAGUGAAUGUUGUGCUUCGGGGAACUAUGGAUUUGCUGGAUAAUGCUAUACAGUGACUGUAGGCAGAAAAAGACUGUGAACUUCGUCUUUAUGCUCGAGUAAGGAUUUUGUUCCAUCCCUUCUCUUUAUAUUUAAGUGGAAUGCAUUGGAGUAACAUGUAUUCUAGCAUGACAUGAAGUAAAACAAUACAUUAUUUUUAAAAUAAUCUAAAUUUAGUUAGUCACUUUAUAUAUUCAUUAACAUGCCAGAAGCAUUAAAUACAUUCUGUAAAGGAAAUGUUUACAUCUUUAUCUGCCUUUGUAGGUUCUACUUCUUAUAGUAGAAAAUGUUGUUUAACAUCACCUCUACCUGCAUAGUACAAAUGUCCUGUUUUGAGAUUGUGACUUUGAAUGACAAUUGUAUUCUGGUGCCAUUAGUUAUCAGAUCUAUCCCCAUUAGAAUUACAAAUUGUUAUUCUGAAGUUUUUUUUUUAAAAUGACUCAUUAGAAAAUGUAAUACCCUUUUCUUUAUACAAGCAGCAAGCAUUAUGCGUUGCAUGUCUAUUGUGUAUCUUGAUUCAUUAAAAUGUGUGCAUGUUGUCGGCUGUUGCUCUCAAAUACCUGAGACACCAUAAUAUUUUUAAUUGGAAUAUCAGUAAAAAAAAACUGGCAAUGGACUGAAGUAGCUACUGUUGGUUGAGAACUCUGUCGGUGUUGCCCAUUGAUACAUCCAGAUUAAGGUUGGUUCUUUAUUAAUUCAUCAGUUAAGGUUGGUUCAGUUAUACUAAGAAAUUGAAAGUAUUUGUAAAUAAUACUGAGCCAGUUAGGGAGUGGGGUGGCACAAUGCCACUCUGCAGUUACUCAGAAUAGGGAAUACUGUCCUCCACUCUUUCCAAAUGCAGUACUGUAAAGUUUAUCAUGGCAAUCUGGCAAGUGACUGAGAACUCCUACUAUUACAGGAUUAUUAUCUUAUUUUUGGCUGUAGUGUUCUCUAAUUUUCACCAACACUCUAGGCCCUGCUGAUUUCAAAAGUCACAAUUCUGCAAAUAGAAAUCUGGUUACUGAAUUUGUAAUGCAUAAUACAGUUCUAUAGUGGAAUGGAACAUCAUGAUUUCUAAUAUGUUCCUUUUAAGAAAUUCAGAAGGAUCUAUUCAUAAAGCAGCAAUAAACCUAUGUGGAUUUCAAAUAUUCAUCUCUUUAUGCAGAGAAUUACAAACAAAAUUAAAUGCAAAGUAGAAAAAAGAUUGAAAGUGAGUGUCCUCAAAUAAUUUUAUAGAUUGUAAAAAUAAAACCACUGAUAUCCUAGAACAUAGCCUACACUUGUGAACAGCUUUGAUUUAUAUAAAAUGUUUUCAUACUAAGGUCUAAUUUAAGUCUGUCAUUAAGCUAGUAUCAAUUUUUCCCAUUGUACUUAUGUAAAGAUGAUGUAUGUUAUAUUAUAAAGAAUGUAAUGUUUAACAGAAUAGUCCCCAUAGUGCAUUAAUAAUAAUAAGUUUAUUAUAACAAAUUCUUUUUUAAAAAAAACUUUUAAUAAAUUCUUUAAAAUAUAUCGGGCAGGUACCAUGACAUUUGUAAAUGUCCUACAAACAGAAUUGCACAGAUAACUGUUGAGUUUGAAUGUGGUGCAGCAGAAUUCUUUACAUACUCAUUGUCAGUUUGUUAGAUGCUCCAUUAGACCUUCUCCCUUGUUGUAGCACAGAUGAUUGUAUUUUUCAAAUAUUAAAUAAAAUUAUUCUGUUGUGUUUGUA